CCUCCCCCUCUCACCAAAUCCCAAGAACACAAAACUCUCUCUCUACACAAAUCUCCUCUCUGAAUACAAACAAGGGAUCGGGAGUAGUGCAGCCCACAGCUCAUUAAUCUCGCUAUAGGCUAGCAGCUAACCACAAGAAACGAUCCCGGCCGAUUGCUCUCAGAGGCGCCGGCCAUGUCCAUGUCCGUGUCUUCCUCCCCCGCCGACCUCUCCCGCGUCCUCCCCCGCGUCCUCAUCGUCUCCCGCCGCACUGUCCGCAAGAACAAGUUCGUCGACUUCGUCGGUGAGUACCACCUGGACCUCAUCGUGGGCUACGGCGCGGUGCCGGUGAUCGUGCCGCGCGUGGCGGGGGUGCACGCGCUGCUGGACUCGUUCGAGCCCAUCCACGGCGUGCUCCUCUGCGAGGGCGAGGACAUCGACCCGUCCCUCUACGACUCCUCCGCCGACGCCGACGCCGACGCCGCGCUCUCGCCGGAGCAGCUGGAGGCCGUGCGGCGCCUGCACCCGAGCGACGCGGCCAUCGACCACGAGAAGGACUCGAUCGAGCUCCGCCUCGCGCGCCGCUGCCUGGAGCGCAACAUCCCCUACCUGGGCAUCUGCCGGGGCUCGCAGGUGCUCAACGUCGCCUGCGGCGGCUCGCUGUACCAAGACGUGGAGCACGAGCUGGCGGUCGGGCCCGGCGCCGAGGCCGUCGUCCAGCACAUCAACUACGGCGACUACGACGGGCACCGGCACCCGGUGCGCGUGCUGCCGGGAACGCCGCUGCACGAGUGGUUCGCGGGCGAUCUCGCCGACGAGGGCGCGCGGCUGAUGGUGAACAGCUACCACCACCAGGGCGUGCGGCGCCUGGCGCAGCGGUUCGCGCCCAUGGCGGUCGCGCCGGACGGGCUCGUCGAGGCGUUCUACGACCCGGACACGUACAGCCCCGGCGACGGCAGGUUCAUCAUGGGCCUCCAGUUCCACCCGGAGCGCAUGCGCAAGCCAGGCCACGGCUCCGGCUCCGGCGACGAGUUCGACUACCCCGGCUGCGCCAGGGCCUACCAGGAGUUCGUCCGCGCCGUCGUCGCCUACCAGGAGAAGACGUCGGCGGUUCCCCGUGGCGUCCCCGCGCCGUCGCCGAAGCUGAGCAAGGAGAUGGAGAGGCGGCGCAAGGUCAUCUCCCGGAGCUUCUCGCUCGCCAAGGACAUGUACCUCUCCGGCGGCCGCACCAACCCGGCGGAGCAGCGCGACCUCGAAGCCGGCGCCGAGUUCCUCGAGUCGAACACGGCGUCGCUGAGCGUGCAGCAGGAGAAGCGGCUGAAGCAGAUGGGCGCCACGGUGCGGAACGCGUCGGGGUACCUCAACAGCCUCAAGGUGAGCGGCGUGCGGGAGGCGGCGGCGCGGGCGCUCAUGGCGGAGAUGACGGUGAACCAGCUCUCGGACCUCGCCGCCUUCUACGGCACCAUGGGCAAGAUCUGCUCCGAGGUGCUCGACGCCAAGCUGCAGGCUCUGCAUGGCAACGUGAAUCUGCACGAAUGAAAACUGAUGAGCGUGCACCUGCCCAGUAGCAGCAUUCUGAUCGAAUUCCUGAUGAAUCAAUGUCGUUAACGUUAAGGCAAAGUGGCUAUUGGUUAUUGUUAAUACCACCAUCUCGAUCCUGUUCGAGAAGUGCUGCGGGUUCUCUGGCGGGUUCCGCUUGUUUGACUUCGCGUCUAUGUGCAAUGCACCGGUCGAGUUCGAGACUUGAGCUCAUCUCCUGAACCGACACAGGCAUGAGCAUGACGGGUGACGAGCAGCCGAGGUGACGAACUGAAUACGUGUUGCCAUAUGUUCGUUGCUUUCAGUAGUGAUGAGCUCAUCCACAGUAACCGGACAGUCACAACUUGCAAGAAUGUUCAAUACCAUAUCGUCAUCACUAAUGGAUGGUAUGAUGCAGUUCAUUUUAGAGGGUUCUAGCGCUUUUAGCCUUUUACCUACCCAAGUUUAAAAUCCUGAAUUGAGGUGCUGCGUGGUGGGGUUUCUCGUUGUGCCUAUGUUUUCACAAAGAUUGGUGGUGCAGCACUUGACCUUGUCGUCGUUGUUUGACUACUUCCAUAGCGGAUGCUUUGCCGCUAUCACUUCUCCCAUGGCGGAUGCUUGGCCGUCAUUGAUUGCUCUAGCGGAUACUUUUGCCGCCGUUGUCGUUGGCCUCCUCUCUAACAGAUGCUUUGCUACUGAGUAUGUCAUGGUCAUUCCCCUUUGCGAAUGCUUUGCCAUUGUGGGCGUCUUUGCUUCACCAUCAGUGGAAUCUUUGGUGGAUGCUUUGCCGCCAUUGACUCUUUUGGUCCCCUCUCUGGUACAUGAUGUCGAGAGCAUGCUGGCCCUCUUCUUGCGGAUGUUUUUGCCAGCGUGGUCUUCACUAGCAGAUGCUUUGUCGCCGUUGCUACUAGUUCUUGGGUGGAUACUUAGCCACCAAAGUAUCGGCUAAUUUGUAGGAAAUCAUUACAUUUUUGUAUCCCAUUCUUGCAGGUUCAGUUUGUAAGUGUGUAUUGAGGACGGUCGCUACUUGUGUUCUUAUAUUUUUUCUUGUUCCUAAAUUGUAUUUCAAGUCAUUUACUAUUAGCUUGGUGGUUUGUAACAUGUAUUAGGAGGACUCUCUUGUAAUUUUAUCGUGUAAUUCUCUAUUCUUAAUAGAAAAACGGACUAUAUUCUACGAUCAUGUA
Messenger RNA from Sorghum bicolor (sorghum), 2681 nucleotides. RefSeq lists its product as uncharacterized. Gene Ontology annotation, cellular component: cytosol. The record is from RefSeq and is a predicted model, not a curated record. Bases 175 to 1518 code for a protein of 447 amino acids. Lineage: Eukaryota; Viridiplantae; Streptophyta; Magnoliopsida; Poales; Poaceae. Gene Ontology annotation, molecular function: hydrolase activity, acting on carbon-nitrogen (but not peptide) bonds, in linear amides. The transcript has 3 exons.